This is a messenger RNA of Coregonus sp. 'balchen', 11838 nucleotides long. The record is from the annotation of a GenBank genome assembly. NCBI's taxonomy places the organism in Eukaryota, Metazoa, Chordata, Actinopteri, Salmoniformes, Salmonidae.
GAUAUGAAUUUGGACAUGGUUGGUGUUUUAUUAUUUUAAUCUCAAGAUCUGUGCAAACUAUAACGUUGUUGUCAUUGUGCCAAGGUCCAAUCUGGAACGCAAAGGACCAAUGCGCUCAGAAUUUGCCCCCACACGGACACAUUUACCAUUCAUUAGCCACGUAGCGGCGAUGGCAGCUCUGAGGACGGUGAGUCCAAAGAUCACACUCUUAUAUCACUAUUGUCUGUUUAUCUCGAUCGUCUCUGUAAAUAGUUAACAAUGUGGGGCUAAUGUGUUGAACAAGUAACAGUUAAUGGACCUCCACUAUUUACUUUUUAAACUGAUGUGCUACUAGUCCCGCACUGCUUCACCUUCAGUCUACCAUCAGCUAACGUUACACAGGCGCAGCUAGCUAGUAGUAAUGUUAGCUAGCAGCUAACAGUAGUACUGCUUCUGGUUAUUCAAGUUGGCAGUGUGGACAUAAAGCGUGCAGUCACAGAUGGAUAGGGUAUCUUUGCGCCAGUAAUCGGAGCGGGAGUGAUAAAUAAAUGUGUGGCGUUAAAAAUACAAUUGUAGCUAGGGCUAGUCGUAGCUAGCUUUCACAAAUGUUCAUUAUCAUGCAAAAUAACAACGCAACAAUGAAGGUUUAGGCUGGAUUACAGUAAUCCCAGUCUUUAGCCAGUCAGAUCAACUACAGAUUCAAGUUUUGAAAUGUGAAGGUUGCUUUUUACUUUUGCAUGGCAAUAGUGUCAAGUUACGUUUCAUUGUAAAGAGGUGGUGUUCCCCUAGAAAUGGCAUGCUUGUUAUGAGUUGUUUGCCACGUCUCCAACACACAAACACUCUCUCUCUGCAUACCUUCACCAGACAGGCCAAAACUAAUUUGAAGUGAACUAUUAGAAUAAUACUUUCUCUUCUAUAGCUCUGUAUCACUAUGGAGCUGUGAGCAAUUUUUUUGUCACUUGGCUUUUAGUGAUGCAGCCAGUGUGUGAUGUGAAACUAUUUACAGCGUACUGCUUGGCUCAAGCUGUCCCUCACACACACCACAGACAUAGUGCAGGUACUGAACAGAACACACACACUCAGGCCAGACACAUUUGGUGCUUUGCUGGUUCACAUCUAUCCAGAGUGACAACAUUGUCACCUUGGCUGAGAAGGCAGUUUUCCAAUGUGGGAGUAGAUUGUAUUUCAAUGCUCUUAGUAGGUUCUUUAUCAUAAUGUGAAUUCUGGUCGCUGAUAUUCUUUUAACUUUGUCAGGAUUAUUAAAUGUAGUGUUUUCUCUGGUUUAUUAGGCACUUCAUGGACGGUUCAUUCAAGCCAUCCCCUUCUCCUUGGGGUCGUUGCGGUUUGCCAGCUCAUUCAAGGUAAUAUAUAAAGGAGAAGUAACGACCAGACACUGAAACAGUUUCCUGUCUCAUUGUAUUACUCUCUAUUGUCUGAGUCAUCACAACCCCCAGCACAGGAGGUUUUUAGGAGCUUGGCAUGACUCUAAAGGCACGGCCUGUUUAAGAGGCCUGCUGAAGCUUGUUUACAGGCAGAAGUAAGUGUCAUUUGGCACCAGUACAGUAGCCCACCAGUCAGCCCAGGGCUCUUUUGAUCUAACUUUUUCUUAGUCCACCACGUGACUCUGUACCCUUUCUUCCCUUCUCUCACUUCCUUGCGCUUUGAUUAUUUAAUUAAGUUUAAUUGAAGUGCUUAAUUGGCUCCCAAGACCAACAUUAAUUCCCGCUCAAAGCAUGCCCUUUCGAUUACAAUAAAGAAAAUCAUUGUGUUCGGCCCUCGCUCUGUUCCUUUCCCCCUGUCUGUCCGUCUGUCUCUUUUGCUCCGCCCCUCUUCCUCUCUCAGGCCGCAGACCUCACUAUCGAGCACAACACUGCGGGGAAGCCCAAGCCAGACCCCGCCUCCCUGGUGUUUGGCAAACAGUUCUCUGAUCACAUGCUGACCAUCUAUUGGUCAGAGAAAGCAGGCUGGAAGGUUCCACAGAUCAAGCCCUUUCAGAACCUGUCGUUGCACCCUGCCACCUCUGCCCUGCACUACUCCAUAGAGGUGAGAGAAGGAGCCCCAGCCAAAUGUCUCUCCUAUGUCUGCACUAUGUUAGCCUCGUGAAACCAGACUGACGUCGCCAUAGUUCACAUUCUGUUUCAUAAACUAAACGUGAGCGCAGCAGUCAGUUUGCUUGAUGAGGCUAGCAUUAUGUCUUACUAAGCCGUCUUUCCUUGAUACAAGUCACCUAGCUUAUUCUUUUAUUUUUUAUUUUACCUUUAUUUAACUAGGCAAGUCAGUUAAGAACAAAUUCUUAUUUACAAUGACGGCCUACACCGGCCAAACCCGGACGACACUGGGCCAAUUGUGCGCCGCCCUAUGGGACUCCCAAUGACGGCCGGAUUGUGAUACAGCCUGGAAUCGAACCAGGGGGUCUGUAGUGAUGCCUCAAGCACUGAGAUGCAGUGCCUUAGACGGCUGCGCCACUUGGACAGAGAUGGUUAAUUCUGUCAGAUGUAUGAACAGUGUGUCUGUGUCUGUCUCACUCAGCUAUUUGAGGGCAUGAAGGCGUUCAGAGGGGUAGACAACCACAUCCGUCUGUUCAGACCCAACCUGAACAUGGAUAGAAUGCACCGCAGUGCUGACCGCAGCUGUCUCCCUGUGAGUAUCUCUCAGACCUGGUCCUGAAGGACUCCAUGUAAAUGCUGGUUUUCCACUCAACUGAACUGAACCAAGUUGUUAUAGGUUCUCUGUCCCUCCCAUCUCUGUGUAGUUGUUUGAUAAGGUGGAGCUGUUGGAGUGCAUUAGGAAGCUGGUGGAGGUAGACCAGGAGUGGGUCCCCUACUCCCUAGAAGCCAGCCUCUAUAUAAGACCCACCUUCAUUGGCAUUGAGGUGAGCACUGCUCCCCCUCUCACAGACACAGGAGACAGUCUCCAUGGUUUCACAUUUAAUGAUCAUCAUAUCAAUUUUUUUACCAUCUACACUUAGGCCCAGGUAGUGACAUAGAGCGGUCACUGUGUCCUCCAGUAACACCUCCAGUAACACUCUUCUCCUUCCUCCUCCCUCUCCCUCCUGGCCUCAGCCUUCCCUGGGUGUCUCGAGGGCCAGCCAAGCCCUACUAUUUUGCAUCGUGGGUCCUGUAGGGCCCUACUUUACCACAGGGGCCUUCAGCCCAGUCUCUCUGCUGGCAGACCCAGGCUACGUCAGGGCCUGGAGAGGGGGGGUCGGAGCCUACAAGAUGGGGGGGUGAGUAUCACACUAACACACACACACUUCCAAGUAGAAGUGACUCAACAAUUUGCGAAAGCAACAAUUGGAAUUUCCGAAAAACGAGACAGUGGUUUCUUAAUAGCUUAUUGGCUAUAUAACAACUCUUAUAUAACACCAUGGAAUUAUCAAGAUAUGGUCUGACUCUGGGGCCCCACGUUUACUUCUGAAUAGAGAAUGCUUGAGGCUUAUAAUGUAAUUGUUUAGCUAUUUUAACCAUGUGGAUUCCUUUAGAUUACAAAAAGUUGGCUGCAUCCUGGAUGUUAGCUGAACAUUAACUCAAUGUCCUGUCUGUCCUCUGGUAGCCAUGUUGCUUUGACCUCUCUCACAAGGUCAGCUCCCCCAGCAGGAGGAGCUGUUUAUGAGGGUUGGGUGUCUCCAAGGGAGCUGCCUGCUGAGAUGAAAUAUUCCACCACCCCUCCUCUCUCUCCCGUGUCUAUUCCUCCCUUUCACUCUCUUACUUUCCGUCUCUCUCCCUCUCUCUGUCAGUAACUAUGGGCCUACUAUAGCAGUGCAGAAUGAGGCUAUAAAGCAGGGCUGUCAGCAGGUCCUGUGGCUGUAUGGAGAGCAGGAGGAGAUCACAGAGGUCGGCACCAUGAACCUCUUCAUCUACUGGACGAAUGAGGGAGGAGGUCUGUUUGACUAUCUCUAGUCUGUACAGUGCCUUCAGAAAGUAUUCACACCCCUUGGCUUUUUCCACAUUUUGUUGUGUUAUAGCCUGAAUUUAAAAUGUCUUAAAUUGAGAUUUUGUCACUAGCAUACCCCAUAAUAUCAAAGUAAAUUAAUUACAAAUGAAAAGCUGAAAUGUCUUGAGUCAAUAAGGAUUCAACCCCUUUGUUAUGGCAAGCCUAAAUAAGUUCAGGAGUAAAAUGUGUUUAACAAUAAUAAUAGUGUUUAACAUGAUUUUUGAAUUACUUCCUCAUCUCUGUACACCACACAUGCAAUUAUCUGUAAGGUCCCUCAGUCGAGCAGUGAAUUUCAAACACAGAUUCAACCACAAAGACUAGGGAGGUUUUCCAAUUCCUCGCAAAGAAGGGCACCUAUUGAUAAAUGGGUAAAAAUAUAAAAGCAGACAUUGAAUAUUCCUUUGCGCAUGGUGAAGUUAUUAAUUACACUUUGGAUGGUGUAUCAAUAUACCCAGUCGCUGGGUAUAUUGACUUUAAAACAGUUACAGAGUUUAAUGGCUGUGAUAGGAGAAAUUAGGAUGGAUCAACAACAUUAUAGUUACUCCACAAUACUAACCUAAUUGACAGAGUGAAAAGAAGGAAGCCUGUACAGAAAAAAAUUAUUCAAAAACAUGCAUCCUGUUUGCAACAAGGCACUAAAGUAAUACUGCAAAAUGUGGCAAAGAAAGUAACUUUUUUUUCCUGAAUACAAAGUGUUAUGUUUGGGGCAAAUCUAAUACAACACAUAACUGAGUACCACUCUCCAUAUUUUCAAGCAUAGUGAUGGCUGCAUCAUGUUAUGGGUAUGCUUGUAAUUGUUAAGGACUGGGGAGGUUUUCGGAAUAAAAAAGAAAUGCAAUGGAGCUAAGCACAGGCAAAAUCCUAGAGGAAAACUUGGUUGUCUGCUUUCCACCAGACACUGGGAGAUGAAUUCACCUUUCAGCAGGACAAUAAACUAAAACACAACGCCAAAUCUACACUGGAGUUGUUUACAGUGAAUGUUUCUUGAGUGGCCGAGUUGCAGUUUUGACUUAAAUCUACUUGAAAAUCUAUGGCAAGACCUUAAAAUGGUUGUCUAGCAAUGAUCAGCAACCAAUUUGACAGAGCUUGAAGAAUUUUGAAAAUAAUAAUGGGAAAAAGCUCUUAGAGACUUACCCAGAAAGACUCACUAACAGCUGUAAUCGCUUCCAAAGGUGCUUCUACAAAGUAUUGACUCGGGUGUGAAUACUUAUGUAAAUGAGAUAUUUCUGUGUCAAUUUUGAAUUCAGGCUGUAACACAAUUUUUUGGGGGAAUACGUCAAGGGGUAUGAAUACUUUCUGAAGACACUGUAUGUCUGUUUGAUUGUCUCUAGUCUGUAUGCCUGACUGUCUCUAGUCUGUAUGCCUGACUGUCUCUAGUCUAUAUGCCUGUCUCUAGUCUGUAUGUGUGACUGUCUCUAGUCUGUAUGCCUGACUGUCUCUAGUCUGUAUGCGUGACUGUCUCUAGUCUGUAUGCGUGACUGUCUCUAGUCUGUAUGCGUGACUGUCUCUAGUCUGUAUGUGUGACUGUCUCUAGUCUGUAUGUCUGACUGUCUCUAGUCUGUAUGCCUGACUGUCUCUAGUCUGUAUGCGUGACUGUCUCUAGUCUGUAUGCGUGACUGUCUCUAGUCUGUAUGCGUGACUGUCUCUAGUCUGUAUGUGUGACUGUCUCUAGUCUGUAUGUGUGACUGUCUCUAGUCUGUAUGCGUGACUGUCUCUAGUCUGUAUGUGUGACUGUCUCUAGUCUGUAUGUCUGACUGUCUCUAGUCUGUAUGCCUGACUGUCUCUAGUCUGUAUGCGUGACUGUCUCUAGUCUGUAUGUGUGACUGUCUCUAGUCUGUAUGCGUGACUGUCUCUAGUCUGUAUGCGUGACUGUCUCUAGUCUGUAUGUGUGACUGUCUCUAGUCUGUAUGUCUGACUGUGUCUAGUCUGUAUGCCUGACUGUCUCUAGUCUGUAUGCGUGACUGUCUCUAGUCUGUAUGUGUGACUGUCUCUAGUCUGUAUGCGUGACUGUCUCUAGUCUGUAUGCGUGACUGUCUCUAGUCUGUAUGCGUGACUGUCUCUAGUCUGUAUGCGUGACUGUCUCUAGACUGUAUGCCUGACUGUCUCUAGACUGUAUGCCUGACUGUCUCUAGUCUGUAUGCCUGACAGUCUCUAGUCUGUAUGCGUGACUGUCUCUAGUCUGUAUGUGUGACUGUCUCUAGUCUGUAUGUGUGACUGUCUCUAGUCUGUAUGUGUGACUGUCUCUAGUCUGUAUGUGUGACUGUCUCUAGUCUGUAUGUCUGACUGUCUCUAGUCUGUAUGCCUGACUGUCUCUAGUCUGUAUGUGUGACUGUCUCUAGUCUGUAUGUGUGACUGUCUCUAGUCUGUAUGUGUGACUGUCUCUAGUCUGUAUGCCUGACUGUCUCUAGUCUGUAUGCCUGACUGUCUCUAGUCUGUAUGUGUGACUGUCUCUAGUCUGUAUGCGUGACUGUCUCUAGUCUGUAUGCGUGACUGUCUCUAGUCUGUAUGCCUGACAGUCUCUAGUCUGUAUGCCUGACUGUCUCUAGUCUGUAUGCGUGACUGUCUCUAGUCUGUAUGCGUGACUGUCUCUAGACUGUAUGCGUGACUGUCUCUAGACUGUAUGCGUGACUGUCUCUAGACGGUAUGCCUGACUGUCUCUAGAUGGUAUGCCUGACUGUCUCUAGACUGUAUGCCUGACUGUCUCUAGACUGUAUGCCUGACUGUCUCUAGACUGUAUGCCUGACUGUCUCUAGUCUGUAUGCGUGACUGUCUAGUCUGUAUGUGUGACUGUCUCUAGUCUGUAUGUGUGACUGUCUCUAGUCUGUAUGUCUGACUGUCUCUAGUCUGUAUGUCUGACUGUCUCUAGUCUGUAUGUCUGACUGUCUCUAGUCUGUAUGUCUGACUGUCUCUAGUCUGUAUGUCUGACUGUCUCUAGUCUGUAUGCCUGACUGUCUCUAGACUGUAUGUGUGACUGUCUCUAGUCUGUAUGCGUGACUGUCUCUAGACUGUAUGCCUGACUGUCUCUAGACUGUAUGCCUGACAGUCUCUAGUCUGUAUGCGUGACUGUCUAGUCUGUAUGCGUGACUGUCUCUAGUCUGUAUGUGUGACUGUCUCUAGUCUGUAUGUCUGACUGUCUCUAGUCUGUAUGUCUGACUGUCUCUAGUCUGUAUGUCUGACUGUCUCUAGACUGUAUGCCUGACUGUCUCUAGACUGUAUGCCUGACUGUCUCUAGACUGUAUGCCUGACAGUCUCUAGUCUGUAUGCGUGACUGUCUAGUCUGUAUGUGUGACUGUCUCUAGUCUGUAUGUGUGACUGUCUCUAGUCUGUAUGUGUGACUGUCUCUAGUCUGUAUGUCUGACUGUCUCUAGACUGUAUGCCUGACAGUCUCUAGUCUGUAUGCGUGACUGUCUAGUCUGUAUGUGUGACUGUCUCUAGUCUGUAUGUGUGACUGUCUCUAGUCUGUAUGUGUGACUGUCUCUAGUCUGUAUGUCUGACUGUCUCUAGUCUGUAUGUCUGACUGUCUCUAGUCUGUAUGUCUGACUGUCUCUAGUCUGUAUGUCUGACUGUCUCUAGUCUGUAUGUCUGACUGUCUCUAGUCUGUAUGCCUGACUGUCUCUAGUCUGUAUGCCUGACUGUCUCUAGUCUGUAUGCCUGACUGUCUCUAGUCUGUAUGCCUGUGCUUGUGUUUGCUUAGUGUCUGACUAGACUGUCAAUCUAGGCCAGGGCUUCCCAACCCUCUUCCUGGAGAUCUACUGUCCUGUAGGUUUUCAGUCCAACCCUAAUUUAGCAUAUUUGAUUCAGCUAGUUAAGGUCUUGUUGAGCAGCUAAUAAGUAGAAUCAGGUGUGUUAAAUUGGGGUUGGACUGAAAACCCACGGGACGGUAGAUCUCCAGGAAGAGGGUUGGGCAGCCCUGAUCUAGGCUGUAUCAAUGCUUCCCCCUAUUGGUUGUUAAUGUCUCUUCAUCUGGAUAUGGUGAAUUAUGUUAAACUCCAAACAACUGUGUAUAGCUUAUGUACACAGUCCUGUGUAGCUCAGUUGGUAGAGCAUGGCGUUUGCAACGCCAGGUUUGUGGGUUCGAUUCCCAUGGGGGGCCAGUAUGAAAAUGUAUGCACUCACUAACUGUAAGUCGCUCUGGAUAAGAGCGUCUGCUAAAUGACUAAAAUGUCAAAUGUAUGUGAGUAAGAGUACCUGUUUGUUUGUAUGCAGAGAGAGAGUUGCUGACUCCUCCUCUAGAUGGCAUCAUUCUCCCAGGAGUCACCAGACAGUGUCUGCUGGACCUGGCCAGAGAAUGGGUAAGUAGGGAUUAGUUAUUUGAGAACGGAUAGAUAGGAUUUAAGACCAUUGUAAUCCAUUGACAUAGAUGGUUAGAAUAAUUAUUUUAUUGGAAUUAUAGUGAUGCACAGUCAUACUGACUUGUUUUGUUUCCUUCAGGGGGAGUUCAAAGUGACAGAGCGCACCAUGGGCAUGAAGGAGCUGCUCGGUGCUUUGGAUUCAGGCAAGAUUACGGAGGUGUUUGGUGCCGGGACGGCCUGUGUCGUCUGUCCUGUCGGCAGCCUGCUCUACAAAGGAAAGGUAACCACAAGUCUUGGUGUAUUUACAUUUUUCUGAAACCCUUUUGUUUUGCCCUCAAACAAAAUGCUCCAGAUGAUAUUCUCCCCCCCCCCCCCCCAGACAUACCAAAUUCCUACCAUGCAGAAUGGUCCAGACCUGGCCAAGCGAUUCCACAAAGAGCUGACGGACAUGCAGGUAAGCAGCUCUGCCCUAAUGCUUGCUUUGACCCUUUAAACAGAGUACUUCUCUCAGAUAUUAAUUUUAACUAAAUACAUUUUGUCUGCUCUAAGCAACAAAAUAAAGAUUUUGCUCUUUUUUCGCCACUCUUCACUUCUCCUGGCGCCAUCCACUCCUUUACUCAGUAUGGACGGAAACAGAGUGAAUGGGCACCACUGGUCGUUUAAUUGGCAGAUUGCACAUGCCAAUCAUAUCGCGACUAGUCCUCCACUCCAUCUUCAAGACCAGCAGCUUCACAACAACCCAUAAUGCACUCCCUUUGAUAGGCUGGCUGACCGGCAGAGAUGAACAGGUCACGUCUGUUACUCUUGGUGUUUCUGCAUGGACUUUUAAAGGGAUAGGGUUAGUCUGUCAUUAAAAUGUUGGAACUUUCAUGCAAUCCCGACAGUUACACAAUACUGUAUAAGCAAUGCUGUGAAACGUCCGCAGCUUCGGUAAAACCAACCUAGUCUGUAUUUCUGUAUUAGGGGCAAAGUCAUAUUAUUUUUCCUAUUCAGUCCUUUAUCAUACUGUAGCACAGGUUACAGAAGAGGAUCGUCCUCCAAGCUUUUUAAUAGCACAAUCACUACAUGAGAUGGCCUAUAGGGUUGUAUUGUUGUAUUGAUGUAUUGUUGUAAUAGUUUAAAUAUGCAAUACGCACAACUAUUGUAGGGUAUUACUGGUAAGUUAUGUUGGUCAUUUGGUUUAUUUGCAAUAUGGGAAGAACUUUUUACAGGUACUUAAAAGGAACACUCCCGAGUGGCUGUGCCACUAGAGAUCCUGGUUCGAGUCCAGGCUCUGUCGCAGCCGGCCGCGACCGGGAGACACAUGGGCGGCGCACAAUUGGUCCAGCGUCGUCCAAGGUAGGGGAGGGUUUGGCCGGCAGGGAUGUGGGUUCGUUUCCCACGGGGGGCCAGUAUGAAAAAUAUAUAUACAGUGAGCUCCAUAAUUCAUUGGACAGUGACCAUUUUUUUGUUAUUUUGGUUCUGUACUCUAGCACUUUUGAGUUUGAAAGGAUACAAUGACAAUGAGGGUGAAGUGCAGACUGUCAGCUUUAAUUUGAGGGUAUUUUCAUACAUGUCGGAUGAACCGUUUAGAAAUUAUAGAAGCUUUUGUACAUGGUCCCCCCCAUUUUCGGGCAUCAAAAGACAUUGGACAGUUUAACAUAAUGUAGAAUAAAGUAAUCAUUGUUAAUAUUUGGUCGCAUAUCCUUUGCAUGCAAUGACUGCUUGAAGUCUGCGAUGCAUCGACAUCACCAGACGCUGGGUAUCUUCCCUGGUGAUGCUCUGCCAAGCCUGUACUGCAGCCAUCUUCAGUUCCUGCUUGUUUCGGGGACUUAUUGCCUUCAGUCUCCUCUUCAGCAUGUAAAAUGCAUGUUCAAUUGGAUUCAGAUCCGGUGAUUGACUCGGCCAGUCAAGGAUUUUCCACUUUUUGGCCAUCAAAAACCCCUUCGUUGCUCUAGCAGUAUGUUUAGGGUUAUUGUCUUGUUGUAUGAUGAAGUGCCGUCCAAUGAGUUUGGAGGCAUUUGGUUUUAUCUGAGCAGAUAAAAUAUUUCUGUAGACUUCAGAAUUCAUUGUUCUACUUCUGUCUGCAGUCACAUCAUCGAUGAAGACAAGUGAGCCUGUUCCACUGGCAGCCAUACAGGCCCAAGCCAUAACACCCCCUCCACCAUGUUUCACGGAUGAGGUGGUAUGCUUUGGAUCAUGGGCAUUUCUUAUUUUUCUCCACACUUUCCGCUUUCCAUCACUCUGGUACAUGUUAAUCUUUGUCUCAUCUGUCCACAAUACUUUUUUCCAGAACUCUUGGGGCUCUUUUUAGGUGCUUUUUAGCAAACUGUAAUCUCGCCUUUCUGUUCUUCAGGCUUAUAAGUGGUUUGCAUCUUGUAGUGUACCCUCUGUAGUCCUGCUGAUGUAGUCUUCUACGUAUGGUAGACUUUGACACAUCUACACCUGCAUCCAGGAGAGUGUUUUUGAUCUGUUGGGCUGUUGUCAGGGGGGUUUUCUUCACCAUAGAGAGUAUUCUCCGGUCAUCCACUACAGUGGUCUUCCUCAGUCUACCGGGUCUUUUGACAUAAUUGAGUUCACCGGUUGUUUUUUUCUUGAUAAUAAUGAACCAAACUGUUGACUUGGGCAUGGCCAGGGUUUUUGCAAUGUUCCUGAUUGAUUGAUUUUCAUUUCUGACCCUUAUGACGGCCAGCUUCAUUUGCAUCGACACUGCUGUCUUCCUCAUGUUGUCACACCCCAACAACAACCUCCAAAGGCAAUAGCAAAGUCUAGAAUCAAUACUAUUCAUCAACAGCUCUCCUGCAUUCACUAACGACACAAAUGAAUACACCUGCCUAAAGACACACAUCUGUGAAGCCAAUUUAUCAAAUACUUGUAGUACCUUAAAAUAGGGGGACCAUGUACAAAAGGUGCUGUCAUUUCUAAACGGUUCAUCUGAUAUGUAUGAAAGUACCCUCAAAUUAAAGCUGACAGUCUGCACUUCACCCUCAUUGUCAUUGUAUCCUUUCAAACUCAAAGUGCUAGAGUACAGAACCAAAUUAACAAACAAAUGGUCACUGUCCAAUGAAUUAUGGAGCUCACUGUAUAUUCCCUUUUAUGCAUUCACUAACUGUAAGUCGCUCUGGAUAAGAGCGUCUGCUAAAUGACUAAAAUGUAAAUGUGAAAUGAACAAUUGAGGCUGUUAGACAUUUUCACUGGCUGACAUCAGGAUUGUGUUGACUGUACUGUUAUUGUUAAGUGACUGUAGGAACAGAUCAGAUCAAAACCACGUCACAGGAUUUGUUACUUUCUAAAUGUCACAAUAUAACCUGAGGAAGUAGAAUAUUAUUUAAUAUAAUUAGGUUCUAUCAGGCCAGGAAUACAAAUGUUUAUACAUACCAUAUUGACACCAGAGGUGCUUUUUAACAAUCUCCUAGAAAUGAGUUUACACUGACCUUAGUUUGAUUUAAGUCAGGUGUGUGACUGAGCAGAAGAGAGAAAGUCAUGUGAUCGUUUGUGAGUGUCUCUUUCUGGAUUGGAAAGAUACCACUAAGAACGUGUUGUCGAAAGAUUGAGAUUAAAAUGGAGAGGUCGAAGUGAACUCAAGCAUGCACAGAGGUUAGCUAUAGCUACAUGAUAUACUUAAGCAAUAAGGCACGAGGGGGUGUGGUAUAUG